Drechmeria coniospora is the source of this 1275-nucleotide messenger RNA. RefSeq lists its product as uncharacterized. The transcript is spliced from 4 exons. The coding region runs from base 1 to 1275 and encodes 424 amino acids. NCBI's taxonomy places the organism in Eukaryota, Fungi, Ascomycota, Sordariomycetes, Hypocreales, Ophiocordycipitaceae. The record is from RefSeq and is a predicted model, not a curated record.
AUGAGGUGCCUCGCCAUCGUCCUGACGGCCAGUCUUGCCGUCCCCGGCAUCGUCGCCGGCGGUUGGCUUCCCGGAACCAAAGCCGUCUUCAACAAGUGGCACGAGACGGAGCUUGAGCGCUGGCUGUCGGACCACGGCGUUCCAUUUCCCACGCCCGCCGACCGCAAGGACUUGGUCGACUUUGUCGAGAAGAGCUGGAACGACGUCGUCGUCGAGCCGUACAGGAGCUGGGACGCCGCCCAGCUGGCCUCUUUCCUCGGCGCGAAGACCAAGGACGCAGGGACCGACGCCGAGGGCACGGCCGAGAGCCUCAUGGGCAACGUCAAGGCAAGAUGGGACGAGACGGAAGCGGCCGGCCUCGGCUGGGCCACGAGUGCCAAGGACUGGAUUCUCGACACGUGGUCCGAGAGCCAGCUGAAGGCCUUUUGCGACCAGCACGGCAUCCCAGGCAUGCGCCCCCUCCCUCGCCGCCGCGCGCGCUCUCUCCCUGAGCCGCACGAUCGCGACAGCCUUCUCGAGAGAGCCCGUGCCGGCUACGACGCGGCGGCGAGCAAGGUCGGCGAGACGGUCGCGUACCCGGGCAACUGGAUGUACGCGUCCUGGUCCGACUCGGAUCUUCGAUCUUGGUUGGAGACGUACGGCUUCCCCACGCCUCAGGAUGCCACGCGCGACGGCGUCAUCGCCUCGGUCCGUCGCUACUCUCGAACGGCCCAUCUCCACCGUCAGCGAGAGGCGGCCCGCGCCCGAGCCGAGGUGGAGGCCCGGUUCGCGACGUUGACCGACGCCGUGCUUGAUGGGUGGGACGAGUCUCGGCUCAAGGAGUUUUGCGACGAGAAUGGCAUCCGCCGGCCCCAGGGCACGAGGCUGAACGAGCUGCGCGCGCUCAGGAGCGAGGCGACCCGCGACGAGCUGCUCGGCGCCGCCCGGGCGGCGUACUCGUCGGCCUCGACGGCCGGCGGCGCCGCGUACGCGUCGGCCACGGCCUACCUGGCAUCGGCCACGGCGGCCGUCGAGAGGGACGGCUUUCGCUCGUGGUCCGAGUCCGACGUCAAGGCGUACCUCGACGGCUGCGGCGUGCCGGUGCCGCAGGGAUCCAAGCUCGACGAGCUCCAGGCCGUCGCGCGCCGCCAGGCAAACUACUUUCGCCACGGCGCCUCGUCGCCUGCGGGGACCAUGCUCGCCAAGCUCGGCGAGAGGGCGCAGGACGGAUGGAGCUGGCUCGUCCACCAGCUGAAGCUCGGCGGCACGAAGGCGGGGGCGCACGACGAGCUGUAG